CCCACAUGCGCCCGGUGCCCGCGGUGCCGUUCGCCGUUUCUGUCUUCGCUGAUCGAUCGCUCUUUGCCUUUGCUCCUUCCAGCAGUUCCACGUUCUUUCCCUUUCCGCUUUCAACCUCAAACAACCGAACUUCCUGUCUUCCUCCUGCCCCUCUCGUUGGUCUGUGGCCUGCUGUAGCCUGCUGGCCAAGUGCGGAGUGCCAAGUGUCAGCUCCGCCGCAGUCUCUGCUAAUUAAAUUGGUUAAGGAAAAACGUGUUAUCGUUUGUCAGGAUGCAGGUGCCACCAAUUUUCAUGGAGUUACCGUUAGAUGACCAGGCGCAAGAACUGAGAGUAUAUUUUAAAAGUCUUGGUGCAGAAAUUAGCGAAGAGAAAUCUCCUAAAGGUAUAGAGGAUGAUUUGCAUAAGAUUAUUGGAGUGUGCGAGGCAUGUUUCAAGGAAGGAAACGAAAGUGAGAUAGAAACUGUAUUGAAUGACAUUGUUUCUAUCAUGAUUCUGAUACCCACGGAACGUGCUGAAAAUUUAAUUUUGGCAUUCUGUGAGAAACUUGUAAAAGCACCUGGAUACAAACUCGGAUUGGUUUGCUUAAAAGCUUUAUGGCUCUUAUUUCAAUCUCUUGCCGAUGAUUCUCCAAUGAGAUACCACGUUUAUUAUCACUUGGUACAAAUAGCCCGCAAUGUUGAUCAAGUAAAAGCUGUGUAUAGCGGAAUAGAUCAAUUGAAGCAACAGUUUGCCUCCUUUCCUCCAUCGAACGAACAAAUGCAAAAGUUGUUGCGUUUGCUGCACGAAGUUCUUUUAAGCUGCAAACAAGGAGAGCAAGCGGCAGCUGUCAUGGUGGAAUUGUUGGGAACUUAUACAGCGGAGAAUGCUUCCGCGGCUAGAGAAGACGCACAGCGUUGUAUAUUAGCUGCGUUAGCGGAUCCAAAUACAUUUUUGUUAGAUCCACUUUUGGCUUUGAAACCUGUGAGAUUUUUGGAAGGCGAAUUGAUACACGAUUUGCUUCUUGUAUUUGUGCAAGAUAAAUUACCAGCGUAUUUGCACUUCUAUCAAAAUCACAGAGAAUUCGUCGAGCAUCAACUUGGAUUGAACCAUGAACAAAACAUGAAGAAAAUGAGGCUACUGACCUUUAUGCAACUUGCAGAGACAAAUCCAGAAAUGUCUUUUGAUACGAUACAAGAGGAAUUGCAGAUUGGUGAAUCUGAAGUGGAAAGCUUCAUAAUUGACGUUUUAAAAACCAAACUUGUGAGAGCGCGAAUGGAUCAGGCCGGCCGUAAAGUAUUAAUUUCAAGCACGAUGCACAGAACGUUUGGUCGUCCGCAAUGGAUGCAACUACGAGAUUUACUUGUAUCGUGGAAAGCUAAUCUUUCGGCUGUGCAGGAUGGCAUGAAGACUGUAGCCGCUGCGCAAAUGGAGCUCGCUGCAAAGAAUAAAGCUACCCUUGCUCACUGACAUUAUCGAAAAAUUUCAUACAGAUGUACAUGAUUAUUCGUGAGAAUACUGUAAGUGAUCAAAAGCUGAAAUUUUUUCCGAAAUACAACAGAAACUCGUCGAGUCUAGCUACAAAAGAAAUGCAGCUGAAAAUUAAUGGCAACAACUUAUACCACAGUAUCAGCUUGUACAACACAAAAACUGUUAAAUAGAAAAUUUUUGCAUACGUUUAAACGUACAUUUACAUAUUUAUCAUACAAAAGCUAGAUUCAUCGUAUAGUUACGCGUCUCUCAGCCUUUUUGUUAACAACGUAUCUCCGUAAUAACCCGUAAUAAUAAAAUAAACAAUCUGAUUUAAAUUUAUCACAAUACGUAAAGCAUAUUAAAACGUGAUUCAAGAUGAUUGAUAAUUUUACACAUUCGUACGUAUUUAUAGCAUCGAAAUAUAUCUAUAUACAUGAUCAAAUCGAUAUAUUUCACAAAGGAUAUAAAAUUUAAUGCUAUACCGCACUGCAAACUGGAUGUUGAAAAAAGAAUGUCAGGAAAUAUUUUUAAUUCCAUAAAAUUGUAAUAACAUGCUUACAGGUAUUUCAUGAUAAGUAAGCUUGAAUUAAUAAUAUAAUCUAUGAUCGAAAGUUAAAAGAUGAGGUAUCAUUUUUAUUAAAAGCGGAAUACGAUUACAUCCAAAUAUCCAACGGAAAAAGUUACCGCACUAAUAUUUACGUAUUCAGUAUGUUGAAAAAAUUAAUCGCAGAAAAAGAUGUCAGUUAUUGUAUAAUAAAGUAUGCAAUAUAUAAGCAAUAUAUUUGAUAUAAUCUGCUUUAGAUCUUAAUCUCUACGUAAGAAAUUAUACGUUGUAAUCCCUUUUAUUAUUUUAUAUUGACAUUUGUGCUUUUUGUGUUUUUCUAUUACAUUAAUUAUAUAAACCUUCUUUAUUAAGUAUUUUUACUUAUGCAUAAUUGACAUUACCUCUGCCUUUUUCAAUAGCACUCGAAUAUUUUAACCAAAACAAGAAAAAAAUAUAUUGUAAAAUAUUCACGCAUACAUGUGUGUACCCGCACGCACGCGCACACAUAUAGAACAUUUUAAAAGUAUCAGCAGUGCCAAUAGCCAACGUAAUCAUUUACUACAAAUUACUGCACUGCAAUAUGUCAAACUGAUCUUUAAAUUACACAAUAAAAAAUUCAGUCUAUUGUAUAGCA
Messenger RNA from Temnothorax curvispinosus, 2627 nucleotides. Its product is annotated as eukaryotic translation initiation factor 3 subunit M-like. Gene Ontology annotation, cellular component: cytoplasm; eukaryotic translation initiation factor 3 complex. Bases 271 to 1446 code for a protein of 391 amino acids. Lineage: Eukaryota; Metazoa; Arthropoda; Insecta; Hymenoptera; Formicidae. The record is from RefSeq and is a predicted model, not a curated record. Gene Ontology annotation, biological process: cytoplasmic translational initiation. Gene Ontology annotation, molecular function: translation initiation factor activity. The transcript has 7 exons.